This is a messenger RNA of Nyctereutes procyonoides (raccoon dog), 634 nucleotides long. RefSeq names its product galectin 2 (gene LGALS2). The transcript has 4 exons. Lineage: Eukaryota; Metazoa; Chordata; Mammalia; Carnivora; Canidae. Gene Ontology annotation, molecular function: carbohydrate binding. The record is from RefSeq and is a predicted model, not a curated record. The coding region runs from base 66 to 458 and encodes 130 amino acids.
GUGACCUGCGAUCCUGAGCCCAGACCUCCAGGAGCCUCGGAGAGCUGUGGUUAGGAGCUGCCACCAUGUCGGGGAAAUUUGAGGUUACGAACAUGGACAUGAAGUUGGGGGCAACCCUGAAGAUUAAGGGCAAGAUUGCUGGUGAUGCUGAUGGGUUUGUGAUUAAUCUGGGCCAGGGGUCAGAUAAAGUGAACCUGCAUUUCAAUCCACGCUUCCACGAAUCCGUCAUCGUCUGCAACUCACGGGAUGGCAACUGGGGGCAGGAGCAACGGGAUAAGCACAUGUGCUUCAGCCCAGGGUCAGAGGUCAAGUUCACCGUGACCUUUGAGAAUGACGGAUUCAAGGUGAAGCUGCCAGAUGGGCACCAGUUGACCUUUCCCAACAGGCUGGGCCACAGCCACCUGAGCUACCUGGGAGUGCAGGGCGGGCUGAAGGUCUCCUCCUUCAAGAUAGAAUAAGCAGGUAGCAGCUCAGGGGGGGUGAAAGACCCCCUCCCUGGUGCAGAUUCCCUGUCCUGAGCUUUUACCCCGUCACACAGGAUGAGCAGCCACUGGCUUCUGUUUCCCUACCAGCAGCCCUGCCCCUGGAACCCUACUCUCCUCCCCUAAGACUAAGAAUAAACAAAAGAACCCGC